GCCUCGGUGGGUCCCACUGCCGCCAUUGCAGGAGGCUCUGUGCGGCGGCCGCGCCGUGCGAACGAGAGGUCCCGCCCCGCAGCCCCCUCGGCGGCUGGUUCCUUUCCGGAGGUGGGUGGCGCCGCGGCGCAGCGGGCAACCCCGUCUGCCUCCGAUACUACUUUCUGCUUUUAGAAGUGCCUUCAUGUUCAACAAAACUUAAUGGGGCUUUGUCUAGCCAUUAAGAGCCAUGUCUGAUAACGGAGAACUGGAAGAUAAGCCACCAGCCCCUCCCGUCCGAAUGAGCAGUACCAUCUUCAGUUCAGGGGGCAAAGACCAGUUGUCUACCAACCACAGCUUGAAACCCCUGCCCUCUGUACCAGAAGAGAGAAAACCUAGGAACAAAAUAAUCUCCAUCUUCUCUGGCACUGAAAAAGGAAGCAAGAAAAAGGAAAAGGAAAGGCCAGAAAUUUCUCCUCCAUCAGACUUUGAACACACCAUCCAUGUUGGCUUUGAUGCGGUUACUGGAGAAUUCACUGGAAUGCCAGAGCAAUGGGCUCGAUUGCUACAGACCUCAAAUAUCACCAAGCUAGAGCAGAAGAAAAACCCUCAGGCUGUACUAGAUGUGCUGAAAUUCUAUGACUCCAAAGACACAGCAAAACAGAAGUACCUGAGCUUCUCCGCUCCAGAAAAAGAUGGUUUCGCUUCAGGAACACCAGCACCCAAUGCCAAAGGUUCAGAGCCCUCAACAGCAGUAGCAGAAGAUGACGAUGAUGAAGAGGUUCCUCCUCCGGUUAUUGCCCCUCGACCAGAUCAUACAAAAUCAAUUUACACACGGUCUGUAAUUGACCCUAUCCCUGCACCAGCUGGUGACACUUGUGAUAGUGCUGCCAAGUCAGCUGACAAGCAGAAAAAGAAGACCAAAAUGUCAGAUGAAGACAUCAUGGAAAAGCUACGGACUAUUGUGAGCAUAGGAGAUCCCAAGAAAAAAUACACCAGAUAUGAAAAAAUUGGGCAAGGUGCUUCAGGUACAGUUUUCACAGCUAUCGACGUGGCAACAGGACAGGAGGUUGCUAUCAAACAGAUAAACCUGCAGAAGCAGCCCAAGAAGGAGUUGAUUAUUAAUGAGAUCCUGGUAAUGAAAGAGUUAAAGAAUCCCAACAUAGUCAACUUCCUAGACAGUUUUCUUGUAGGUGAUGAAUUGUUUGUUGUGAUGGAGUACCUUGCUGGAGGGUCACUCACUGAUGUGGUCACAGAAACUUGCAUGGAUGAGGCACAGAUUGCUGCUGUUUGCAGAGAGUGUUUGCAAGCACUAGAGUUCCUACAUGCCAACCAGGUAAUCCACAGAGAUAUUAAGAGUGACAACGUGCUUUUAGGAAUGGAUGGAUCAGUUAAACUCACCGACUUUGGUUUCUGUGCUCAGAUCACCCCAGAGCAGAGCAAGCGCAGCACCAUGGUUGGGACUCCCUAUUGGAUGGCUCCUGAGGUGGUCACACGGAAAGCCUAUGGCCCUAAAGUGGAUAUCUGGUCUCUGGGUAUCAUGGCUAUUGAAAUGGUGGAAGGAGAGCCCCCAUACCUCAAUGAAAACCCUCUGAGGGCUUUGUAUUUAAUAGCAACUAAUGGCACACCAGAGCUGCAGAAUCCAGAGAAACUGUCCCCAAUAUUCCGGGAUUUUCUAAAUCGUUGUUUGGAGAUGGAUGUAGAGAAAAGGGGAUCAGCCAAAGAACUGCUACAGCAUCCUUUCCUGAAAUUGGCCAAACCUCUGUCUAGCUUGACGCCAUUGAUCCUGGCAGCCAAAGAAGCAAUGAAGAGUAACCGCUAACAUUGUUGCCAUGGCCUUCAUCUUUUUUU
Messenger RNA from Emys orbicularis (European pond turtle), 1830 nucleotides. It is a transcript of the gene PAK2, whose product is annotated as p21 (RAC1) activated kinase 2. Gene Ontology annotation, molecular function: ATP binding; protein serine/threonine kinase activity. The coding region runs from base 230 to 1801 and encodes 523 amino acids. The transcript has 16 exons. Gene Ontology annotation, cellular component: cytoplasm. Gene Ontology annotation, biological process: intracellular signal transduction; regulation of axonogenesis; protein phosphorylation. NCBI's taxonomy places the organism in Eukaryota, Metazoa, Chordata, Testudines, Emydidae. The record is from RefSeq and is a predicted model, not a curated record.